Aspergillus mulundensis is the source of this 966-nucleotide messenger RNA. RefSeq names its product ribosome biosynthesis protein MAK16. The record is from RefSeq and is a predicted model, not a curated record. The transcript is spliced from 2 exons. Bases 1 to 966 code for a protein of 321 amino acids. Gene Ontology annotation, biological process: maturation of 5.8S rRNA; maturation of LSU-rRNA. Lineage: Eukaryota; Fungi; Ascomycota; Eurotiomycetes; Eurotiales; Aspergillaceae. Gene Ontology annotation, cellular component: preribosome, large subunit precursor; nucleolus.
AUGUCCUCCGAUGAGAUUGUAUGGCAGGUUAUCAACCAGCAAUUUUGUUCCUACAAACUUAAGACUACAAAGGGACAAAACUUCUGUCGCAAUGAAUACAACGUCACUGGUCUUUGCAACCGGCAGUCCUGCCCGCUGGCAAACUCCCGCUACGCCACAAUCCGCUCAGACCCCGAGACAGGCACCAUGUAUCUCUACAUGAAGACCAUUGAACGCGCGCACAUGCCCAGCAAACUAUGGGAACGAAUCAAGCUGUCAUCGAACUACGCCAAGGCUCUCGAACAGGUGGACUCGCGACUCAUCUACUGGCCAAAAUUCCUGAUCCACAAGUGCAAGCAGCGGCUUACACGACUGACACAAGUCGCCAUUCGAAUGAAGAAACUCGCGCGCGAGGAGGAGCGUCUGGGCGAAAGGGUUGUACCGAAGCUGGCGCCGAAGAUCCGACGCCGAGAAGAGACGAGAGAGCGCAAGGCCGAGAGCGCGGCCAAGGUUGAGCGGGCGAUUGAGCGCGAGCUUAUCGAGCGAUUGCGCAGUGGUGCUUAUGGUGAUCAGCCACUGAAUGUAGACGAGUCGAUCUGGAAGAAGGUGCUCCGUGGCUUGGAGAGGUCUGGUGAGGGUGAGAGGGACGAGGACAUGGAUGAUGGAGAGCUUGAGGAGGAAGAGGAAGAGGAGGGUGUCGGGGAGGUUGAGUACGUCAGUGAUCUUGACGAGGAUGAGGACCUGGAGGAUCUGGAGGACUGGCUUGGCAAUGAGUCCGGCGACUCGAGCGAUGAUUAUUCCGAUGAGGAUGAAGAGGACAGUGAUGAGAGUGGGUUUGAGGACAACGACGAGCCGCAGCAGAAGAAGGCGAAACCUGGUUCCAAGAGGAAGUUCAGCGCGCCGCCAGCUAAGCCUAGGAAGAAGGGCCCCAAGGUCGAGAUCGAGUAUGAGACUGAGGGCACUGGCAAGGAGAAUGUCUUUGCUUAG